Molecule: messenger RNA, 309 nt
Organism: Aspergillus versicolor CBS 583.65
Lineage: Eukaryota; Fungi; Ascomycota; Eurotiomycetes; Eurotiales; Aspergillaceae
Exons: 3
Coding region: 1-309 (102 amino acids)
Source: RefSeq, a predicted model, not a curated record
AUGAAGUUCACGGCUGCCCUCUCCCUUGGCCUUUUUGCGUCCAGCUCCCUCGCUGUCAGCGUCACCCAGAUCAUGAAGGGCGGAGGAACCAACGACCUCGAGAUCCAGACUGACGGAACCUGCAUCGACCUGUUCCAGGGCACUUACGGAGCUCGUCUGAACGGCGGAGUUACGGGAACCAAGUGCCGCUUCUGGGUUGAUUCCGGAUGCAGUGGCCCGGUUAUUGGCGUGAUUUCGACCGAGCGCCCAGAGGCCGAAAUGUCUGACGGCGCGAAUGGUAUCAGGUGCGCGGUGCCUGGCAGUGACUAG